AGCACGCAGCUGGCAGGUGGCUCCUGCAGGACCGAGCUCCAGCCACCAGCCUGCGGAGGCCAUGUCGGACUAUGAGAAUGAGGACGAGUGCUGGAAUGCCCUGGAGGGCUUCCGGGUCAAGCUCAUCUCUGUCAUCGACCCUGCCCGCAUCACGCCCUACCUGCGCCAGUGCAAGGUUCUGAACCCUGAUGACGAGGAGCAGGUGCUCAGUGACCCCAACCUUGUCAUCCGCAAGCGGAAAGUGGGCGUGCUGCUGGACAUCCUGCAGAGGACAGGUCACAAGGGCUACGUGGCCUUCCUCGAGAGCCUGGAGCUUUACUACCCACAGCUAUAUAGGAAAGUCACCGGCAAGGAACCGGCUCGUGUCUUCUCCAUGAUCAUCGACGCAUCUGGGGAGUCUGGCCUCACACAGCUGCUGAUGACGGAGGUCAUGAAACUGCAGAAGAAGGUGCAGGACUUGACUGCGCUGCUGAGCUCCAAGGACGACUUCAUCAAGGAGCUGCGGGUGAAGGACAGCCUACUGCGCACACACCAGGAGCGGGUGCAGCGGCUCAAGGAGCAGUGCGAAGCCGGCGGCCGCGAGCUUAAGCGCUGCAAGGAAGAGAACUACGACCUGGCCCUUCGCCUGGCGCGCCUCAGCGAGGAGAAGGGCGCAGCACUCAUGCGGAGCCGCGACCUGCAGCUGGAGGUGGACCGACUCAGGCACAGCCUCAUGAAGGCGGAGGACGACUGCAAGGUGGAGCGCAAACACACGCUGAAGCUCAGGCACGCCAUGGAGCAGCGGCCCAGCCAGGAGCUGCUAUGGGAGCUGCAGCAGGAGAAGGCCCUGCUGCAGGCCCGUGUGCAGGAGCUGGAAGCCUCCGUGCAGGAGGGGAAGCUGGACAGGAACAGCCCCUACAUCCAGGUGCUGGAGGAGGACUGGCGCCAGGCACUGCGGGACCACCAGGAGCAGGCCAACACCAUAUUCUCCCUGCGCAAGGACCUCCGCCAGGGCGAGGCCCUCCGCAACCGGUGCAUGGAGGAGAGGGAGAUGUUCGAGCUGCAGUGCCUGGCUCUGCGCAAGGACUCCAAGAUGUACAAGGACCGCAUCGAGGCUGUCCUGCAGCAGAUGGAGGAGGUGGCCAUCGAGCGGGACCAGGCCAUGGCCUCCCGGGAGGAACUGCACACGCAGUGUGCCCGGAGCCUCCAGGAGAAGGAUGAACUGCGCAAGCGGGUCCGGGAGCUGAGCGAGAAGGCAGAUGAGCUGCAGCUGCAGCUGUUCCAGUGCGAGAGCCGGCUGCUGGCUGCAGAGGGCAGGCUCAAGCAGCAGCAGCUGGACACACUCACCCUGAGCUCUGAUCUGGAGGAUAGCUCCCCCAGGAAUUCCCAGGAGCUCUCACUGCCCCUGGAUGUGGAGGAGGAUGCCCAGCUCUCAGACAGAGGAGGCCUCGCUGAGGGGGAGAGCCAAGAGCAGCCCUUCGCAGCCCCGCAGAAGGACGUUGGCGCGGGCAGCGGCGAGCCCCCGGAGAAGGAGCGGCGGCGCCUCAAGGAGAGCUUCGAGAACUACCGCAGGAAGCGGGCGCUCAGGAAGAUGCAGAACGGCUGGCGGCAGGGCGAGGGGGACCGCGGGAACACCACCGGCAGCGACAACACCGACACCGAGGGCUCCUAGUGCGCCGGGACCGUCGUGGGGCGGCACGCACUCCCCGCACCUGCAGCGGACUCCACGCCGUGGCUGACCUGGCCACAGCAAAUGAGCUGGACGCCCCUCCGUGAGGCUGCCCUCGCACCUAAUUUUUAAAUGCGCCUCCUAUUUUUACUGUACGCUACCCUUGUUUUGUGGAAACACCGUAAAGUGCAGUAAAUAAAAAUAACC
Molecule: messenger RNA, 1855 nt
Organism: Urocitellus parryii (Arctic ground squirrel)
Lineage: Eukaryota; Metazoa; Chordata; Mammalia; Rodentia; Sciuridae
Gene: Card9
Product: caspase recruitment domain family member 9
Biological process (GO): positive regulation of canonical NF-kappaB signal transduction; regulation of apoptotic process
Cellular component (GO): cytoplasm
Molecular function (GO): CARD domain binding
Source: RefSeq, a predicted model, not a curated record